Molecule: messenger RNA, 273 nt
Organism: Insectozyma verbasci
Lineage: Eukaryota; Fungi; Ascomycota; Pichiomycetes; Serinales; Debaryomycetaceae
Source: the annotation of a GenBank genome assembly
AUGCAAUUGAGAUUAAUCGUUUUAUCUUCAUUAAGUUUUGCAAGUGUUUUAGGUGCUAAAUAUUCAAAUUCAAAUUCAAAUUCGAAUCACACUUAUGAAUCAAAUAAUAAUUUAGCAGCUACAAAAAAUCAACACCAUCUUAAUAAUGUUACAACUAAUGCAACUAAUGUAACUACUACAACUACAACACAAGCAGGUAAUGGUGAAUUGGGCUCUAGUGUAAAUUUUAUAGGUGCUAUUGUUGCUUUGGGUGCUGGUGCAUUAUUUUUAUAA